AUGGAUUCUUGGCUAUGGUUACUAUGCAUUCUAAUACCAUCUUUGAUCAUACUGAUUUUUAUUGUUUUAUUUAUUUUCAUAAAACGUAAUCGUGGUCACGGAUAUUUUCUAUCGAAAUUUUCUGCAUUUACACGUGUACGGUUCGAUCAUCUUGAGCAGCGACGGCAAACGUAUUGUCCCGCAGAUAAAAAAUGUCAAUGUCAUACAAAACAUUCGUCUUCACAUAUUGAACCGAAUCUAUCAUGUACACAUCGUUCACCGACGCUCUAUAUGAGUUUUGCUGGUGCUGCUAUGAUUGUUGGAGGUGUGCGAACAACGGAAUGGCGCAGCUCUAUUAGCAAAUUGCACGAUCACGCGCACAAUCAAUUCGAUGUUUUAUUUUUAACUGAUCCAGCACAAUGUUUCUACUUACAAGAUCCAAACUAUCAAUGGGAUGGUUUAAAAUAUUGUCGAAAACUAGUAAAACUCUAUUCGACACUUUAUCAACGUGUAAUUUUAAUUGGAGCUAGUCUUGGCGGUAGUAUGGUUUGUAUGUGCGCUGAUUUAGCGACGAUAUCGAUUGCAUUCAAUCCAAUAUUAGACCCGACUCUACUUGGUUUACCAUGGCGUAUCAUGGGCGCAUAUUGUUCAGCGAGACAAGCACAUGUUAUACGUGAACAAGUAAAAAUUACUAUGGAGAAAAUCAAUUCGAAAACAUUAAAUCGUGAUUGCGUACUUCAUAUACAUUGGAGUCAAUUAUCAGCAGCUGAUCGGCGGCAAGCUCAUCGGAUUAUUCGCAGUGAUGAAGAGAAAAAAUCGAAACAAACAAAAUGCUUAACGUCCGUUCUAGAUUUUGAUAUUGAUAGUCAUUUUAUGAAUAGCUUAACAGGUGUUCAUGUUUGGUUUCAUUCAUCUGGUCGGCAUGCAUUAGCUAUGCAUUUGAAACGCGCUGAUCAAUUAGUGCCACUAUUGCGACGGCAUUUAUAUGAAAUAUUAGAAAACUGUAGAAAUAAUACUAGUCAAGAAGGACAACAAUCAAAUACGAAUCACGCUUCGCUAUCAGUUAAAAUUCACGAAAUAGAUGAAAAUGAUGUUCUUCUGGCAUUGGUAUAA
Messenger RNA from Rotaria socialis, 1092 nucleotides. NCBI's taxonomy places the organism in Eukaryota, Metazoa, Rotifera, Eurotatoria, Philodinida, Philodinidae. The record is from the annotation of a GenBank genome assembly.